AGAACCUAAGCCCAGAAACUCCGACGACCUCUAAUGGCGGCGGUUUCUGUGAAUUUCCCUUUUCUUUGUGCUCCAUCGAGGCGUUCCGGUCGAUUAAUCUUCACCGACGCUCCUUUAUCGCAGUCGCAGUGUGCAAUCGAGAACAAAUUGCCCAAUUUUGUUUCUCGAACUUCAACGAUACUGAGGGCAAUUCCGAUGGCGAACGAACGACAGUGUUCGAUCAAACCGGUUGACCUGGUGCCGGAUUCAUCGAUCAAGCUCUUGUUUGUCGAAAUGGGCGUCGGCUACGAUCAACACGGGCAGGAUAUUACCUCGGCUGCUAUGAGGGCAUGUCGGGAUGCCAUUUCAUCAAAUUCGAUUCCAGCUUUUAGGAGAGGUUCAAUUCCGGGCGUUUCAUUUAGUGAGAUGAAGCUACAAAUUAAGCUCGGAGUUCCUAAACAUCUCCAGAAUUUGCUGGACAUUGAGAAGAUCAAAUCAGUUUUCCCAUACGGAUUAAUAUCGAAAGUCGAGGUUGUCGAUGGCGGCCUUGUGUGCUCCAGCGGAGUCCAUGUCGAAGAAAUGGGAGAUAAGAACGACGAUUGCUACAUAGUGAACGCAGCCGUGUACGUUGGCUAUUAGAUUCAUUCAAUAUAUGAUCUCAAAAAUCGAGUCUUUUUAAUGAUCAAAUCUCGUGUAAGAAUCAAGAAGCUUCAUACAUUUUGCAGAGCA
Andrographis paniculata is the source of this 708-nucleotide messenger RNA. RefSeq lists its product as uncharacterized. The coding region runs from base 34 to 618 and encodes 194 amino acids. Lineage: Eukaryota; Viridiplantae; Streptophyta; Magnoliopsida; Lamiales; Acanthaceae. The record is from RefSeq and is a predicted model, not a curated record. The transcript is spliced from 4 exons.